AUGCCCAAUCAACACCUUCCACUUGUACCAGAUGAAAUAAUUUUGCCGAGACUGAAAGAGCUUUGGCUGAUGGAGGGCAACGUAAACGAUACCGUUCUGUGUGAAGAACUGCAGAAAGUUUUCAAUACAUCGAAGUAUACCUUGGGCCUUUCCAGCUUCAAAAGAAUGAGAAAAAGGCUAGGAUUCCUCAGUACACGGCAGCAAAAGCAUACUGUUGAGACUGUCUCGGAACAUUUGGAUGAAAUGCGGGAGCAAUUCCCUAAGGCGGGUUAUUUCGAAAUGAAGAAGCAUCUAAGAAUCAACCACAAUGUGCGAGUUUCAAGGAACCCUCGCAUGUGUCCUGAAGAAUUCGAAAGGGAAUCAUCAGAAAAGUUUUUUAUUGCGCUGGUGUCAAUGACCUCUGUGGAACACACCGGGUAUGGUCCUGUUCUUACACAAAGUGAUAUGGGCAACGAGAAUGGUAACCUGGCUAGGGCGCAUAGCUUCUUGCACCAAUGGGCUGACAGGGACUUGGACAAUACCUUGCAGCACCGAUGGAUGGCAGAGAAGAAAAACAUUCCUUCAGAAAUCGUAUGGAGUGUGUUCCGCGCUCACUUUAGCUUUGGCUAUGAAGGAAUCUUUCAGUUUGGCAUUGAGCAAGGCUGGUAUGAUCCGAAGGAUUUCAAGGUUGCUUUCAUCCCAGAAUCUAUACAAGCUGCGAGGCAAAUUUAUGCCCCACCUGAUCACCCCAUGCUGCAGCUUGUCCCUAACUCAUUUAGGCAGUGGGCUGAAUGCAUCUGGAAUGUAUACCUUGCGUUGCUGGAUAAAUUUCAUGAACGCCAUAUUGUGGUUCUUGAUGAAUGGCACGUCAUUUCUACGAGAGCAUACAAAGCAGAAGAAACUGACAAGAAUCAAGGAGGUCCAAAAGAGGUGGUUGGGCAAGACCAAGCUACAAUACCUGAUAUUCCAGACUUGAACAGUGACGACGAACUUGGUGAUGCCAAUGCGGAAGAUGUCGAAGCUGAUGAAGAAGAUGCUGAAAUUUGGGUGGUUGUCGAAGGGGACAAAGGCCACAAGCCAGUUCAUCUUUGGAAUUCUAUUCUGGGAUGUCACAGGAUGGCACUCAACUCGCAUGGUCAUAUGAUGGCUCGAUGGCAUUGCUGA
Messenger RNA from Desarmillaria tabescens, 1143 nucleotides. RefSeq lists its product as uncharacterized. NCBI's taxonomy places the organism in Eukaryota, Fungi, Basidiomycota, Agaricomycetes, Agaricales, Physalacriaceae. The record is from RefSeq and is a predicted model, not a curated record. The coding region runs from base 1 to 1143 and encodes 380 amino acids. The transcript has 11 exons.